Hydractinia symbiolongicarpus is the source of this 3396-nucleotide messenger RNA. Its product is annotated as cGMP-dependent protein kinase 1-like. Gene Ontology annotation, molecular function: ATP binding; cGMP-dependent protein kinase activity. Gene Ontology annotation, biological process: protein phosphorylation. NCBI's taxonomy places the organism in Eukaryota, Metazoa, Cnidaria, Hydrozoa, Anthoathecata, Hydractiniidae. Bases 117 to 2282 code for a protein of 721 amino acids. The transcript has 19 exons. The record is from RefSeq and is a predicted model, not a curated record.
AUAGUUUAUAUUAUCUUUAUAAAUAAGUUAUUUGAACUAUCUUCUUGUCUAAUCAACUAGAACCGAGUGUACUUGUUAACAGGAAUUUGCGGAUUUGUUAUGAGACAGCCGAAUUGAUGUUCAAGUUUUUCCAUCAUAGCUCCAGCUCUUCUUCGUCGGGGUCAGUCACCAGCGGUGGUGGUGGUGGUGGAAGUGGCGAUAGUAAUACAGCGAUGGGGAGUUUAAAGGACUUACAACAGGCUUUACAGCAAAAAGACAAUGAAAUUAAGACGAAAGAUUCUAGGAUAUCUAUUCUUGAACAAGAGCUUAAAAAGAAAGAUGAAACUAUACGAAAUUUAAAUCGUGAACUUGAUAAAUAUCGAUCUGUAUUGCAACCUACUACUACUACUACGGCGGCAAACAAAACACGACAACGUUUACAAGGUAUAUCUGCGGAACCACAGAGUAUCUUAGCUAAGUCACAAGCUUUAAAUGCUCAACAGUUAAAAAGACAUUCUAAAUCCUCCAAAUCCAAAGAUAUUAUCCGUGCAGCUAUCAAGGACAAUGACUUUCUUACUAAUUUGGAGCAAUCCCAAGUACGAGAACUGGUCGAAGUUAUGUACUCCAAAGACUUUAAGAAGGGAGAAUACAUAAUCAGAGAAGGAGAACCUGGACAACAUCUGUAUGUUAUUGAAGAUGGAAAAUGUGAAGUUACAAAAGAUGGCAAAGUUUUGGGUGAAAUGUCAAGUGGAAAAGCUUUUGGAGAAUUGGCAAUUCUUUACAACUGCACCAGAACUGCAACAGUUCGAGCCAAUACUACUUCAAAAUUAUGGGCCAUUGACAGACAAGGAUUUCAAACUAUUAUGAUGAAAACUGGAAUGGAAAGACAACAAGAAUACAUGGACUUCUUAAAAAGUGUCCCUGUGUUACGAGAUAUUCCUAAUGAUGCACUUGCAAAGAUUGCUGAUGUGUUAGAAGAGGCAUUUUAUGAAGAAGGCGAGUAUAUCAUCCGUCAAGGUGCCAGAGGAGACACUUUCUUUAUCUUAAGGAAAGGAAAUGUUGACAUUACACAAAGAGCAUCUGUUCAUAGUGAACCACAGUUUGUAAGAUCUCUUUCUAAAGGAGCUUACUUUGGAGAAAAAGCCUUACUUGGUGAGGAUUUGAGAACAGCAAACGUCAUUGCAGGAAAAGGCGGUUGUGAUUGUUUGGUAGUGGACAGAGAGUCUUUCUCAAUGUUCAUUGAGAACUUGAGUGAUAUCAAAAAGGAUAUGUAUGGUGAUGGCAGUGGUAAAAAGAAGAUGAGUGUUGAUCCUAAAUCACCAACAUUAAUAAAAGAGAAUGAUGAGUUUGCAAAUGUUAAGUUAGAACAUUUGACAGUCACUGCAACUCUUGGUGUUGGUGGAUUUGGUCGUGUAGAAUUAGUUCAAUUAGCUACAGACAAGAGAACCUUCGCCUUAAAACAGUUAAAAAAGAAACACAUUGUAGAGACUAGACAACAAGAUCAUAUUAUGUCAGAAAAACGUAUUAUGUCCGAAGCACACUGUCAGUUUAUAGUAAGAUUAUACAAAACAUUUAAAGAUAGGAAAUAUUUAUACAUGUUGUUAGAAGUAUGCUUAGGCGGUGAACUGUGGACAAUUCUAAGAGAUAGAGGUUCUUUCGACGAUGGAACGACUAGGUUUUACGUAGCUUGUGUUAUUGAAGCAUUUUCGUACUUACAUUCAAAGGGUAUAGUGUACAGAGACUUGAAGCCUGAAAAUCUAUUGUUAGAUGAGAAGGGUUACUGUAAAUUAGUCGACUUUGGUUUUGCAAAGAAAAUUGGUUUUGGCAGGAAAACGUGGACGUUUUGUGGAACUCCCGAAUAUGUCGCACCGGAGAUUAUUUUAAACAAGGGUCACGAUUUCGCGGCUGAUUAUUGGUCGUUAGGUAUCUUAAUGUAUGAAUUACUAACCGGUAGUCCACCGUUUUCUGGUUCUGAUCCAAUGAAGACAUACAACAUUAUUUUGAAAGGAAUAGACAUGAUUGAAUUUCCAAGGAAGAUCACUAGAAACGCUCAUAAUCUUAUUAAGAAACUGUGCAAGGAUAAUCCGUCGGAAAGAUUAGGAUAUCAAAGGAAUGGAUUGAAAGAUAUUCAAAAACAUAAAUGGUUUGAUGGCUUUAAUUGGGAUGGACUACGCAACAGAAAACUCGCACCGCCAAUUGUACCCAAGAUUAAAUCAAGCACGGAUGCAUCAAAUUUUGAUGACUACCCGAAAGAUGACGAAGUGCCUCCCGAUGACAUGACCGGAUGGGAUAAAGACUUUUAGACCUUAAUGUUAUUCACCAACAGUGACGUCCGACGUCGAGUUUUCAUGUUUAUUGUGAUUGUGUACAAUAAUAGAUGUUGAUCGUCUGUAGCAGAGAGUACAUAUAUUUACACACGAUUAUUUAUACGUUGACACCUCGGGAAUGGAUUUUUUCUUAAUCUUGUACAAUCCAACGAGGACUAUUCAUGAAAUUCACAUGAGUGUUUUAUGUUGCCGCGCGCACUUGUUUUGCUGGAACGAAUCGUGGUGUAGUUUGUGUAGUCCUGUCGUGUUGUAGUCUACCUGUUAAAAAAACUUCUGAAAGGGACUGUGAACGUUUAGUAAACUCGCAAACUGAAUGCUGUCCGUUCAUAUGAACGGUAUCUUCCAACAAGCGCAUGUCGGGAUGUCAGAAAGUGAUCUUUCCCAACAUCUUAUACUGGAUAGAUUUUGGUGAAUGUGUCUGUUUUUUGUUUAUUUGUUUGUGUGUGUUUGUGUGUAAAAUUACCAGUGUAUCCCUUCAAACAGGAAUAGGUUUUUCCGAAGUUGAUGAAAGAACUAAUAAAGGCGACAAGUAUUCUGUAUUAAUUAAUCUUUAACAUUUUUUUCUAGUGUUUUUCUUUUUUGUCUAAUGGCAUCCAUAUUUAUACAGCGUGUUUUAAUUAAGUAUAUAGUUUGAAAUUUAUGUCAUAACUAACAAUAACGAAAUUUUAUUAGCCGAUUCGAUGCGACUGUCAAUUGAAGAUUCAUGAACAUAUAAGAUCCUCGAUUUUUUGUCAAAUUUUAGACAUGACUGAACGUGAUUACAGUGCUUUAUAUUCAUUACUUUUUCAAAAGAACAAGCUUUUGUUACUUUUCUUCUUUUUGACGCUCUAUGGCACAAAUUAACCUUGGUAUUAUUAUUUUUUUCUUUUUCUUAUUUUUGUGUGUAUAUAAAAUGAUUUUUUUAUUACUGUUUCGUGAUCCAACAUGUCGUUACGAAGCUUCCAAUGCAAACUAGGCUUACAUUUUAAACAACUCUCUUUUAUAACUCUUCAUGAACUUCAAAGCAUUAUUAUUUAUCCAUUUUGUGAUUAGAUUGUGAAAAACUCUGUCUUCGCACCCUUUUUUAUUUUUAAAAGACGACACUAAAAGA